CUCAUUGGUCUGGCAGUUUAGUGUUUGUGCCGCUACGGUCUGUCUGCUUUUUUCUCUGACCAUGCACCUGGAGCUCAAGGCCCGGACGCAGCACGACCGCUUUCUGUUCACAGGCUUACUAUCGGAGGUCAGACCCUGCUGGACCGUCACUGGGCAGGUUGAUAGGACAGGAGAGAAAAGACAAAAGGCCACGCACAAAGCGCAUCAGGCGACCAGCCAUUGCUGAUUCUUCUUUUCUAAUGAAGAUAACAGCAUCUCGAUUGUGAAUCGCUGAAACAACGACAGUCCAGGGGAGGGAACCGCAACCCGCCUAUACCCGUGUUAUUGUCUUUGUCUAUUUAACUGUGUGAGUUUCUGUGAAGAUGUCAUAUCUGACCGCGAUGCUAUUGCUGCCAGUACUGUACAGCAUCGUCAGCAUCUCCAGCGCUGCAUCCCCAGUAUCCCGGAAGUGUGAGGACAGUUUGGCCACUCCUCUCCCCUACAGCUCCUUCAGCAGUUCAUCAAUAUAUGGCCGAGGAUAUGGAGCUGGUUAUGCCAAACUCAACCGGAAACAAGGUGCUGGAGGAUGGUCACCCUUGGAUACAGACCGUUACCAGUGGUUACAGGUAGACCUGGGAUCUAGAAAGCAAGUGGUUGCCAUAGUGACACAGGGUCGCUACAAUAGUUUUGAUUGGACGAGCAAGUAUCGGCUGCUAUACAGUGACACACCGAAAAACUGGAGGCCUUAUCUACAAGAUGGAAACAUUUGGACGUUUGAGGGUAACAUAAACAGUGAGGGUAUAGUUCGCCAUGAGCUGCAGCAUGCCAUCCUGGCCCGCUACAUCCGUUUCAUCCCACUGGACUGGAGCAGGGAAGGACGCGUUGGAGUACGUCUUGAAUUCUAUGGCUGCUCAUAUUGGGCAGAUGUGAUUAGUUUUGACGGCCAUGGCGUCAUCUCUUAUCGCUUCAGAAGUAAAAAGAUGAAGAUUAUCAAGGAUGUCAUCUCUCUGAAGUUUAGAACCACGGCUGGAGAAGGGGUGCUGCUCCAUGGAGAGGGACAGCAGGGAGACUACAUUUCCCUGGAGCUUCACAGGGCAAAACUACAGCUCAGCAUCAACUUAGGCAGUAACCAGUACGGUUCUAUUCAGGGUCACACGUCUGUGACCAGCGGUAGCUUGCUGGAUGAUGACCACUGGCACUCAGUUGUCAUAGAGCGCUACCGGAGGAAUGUCAAUUUCACUCUGGACCACCACACUCAGCAGUUCAGGACUAAUGGAGAGUUUGACAACCUUGACCUGGACUAUGAGAUCAGCUUUGGAGGACUGCCUGUAUCUGCCAAACCAAGUUUAGGAGGCAAAGAGAACUUUGUGGGCUGCAUGGAGGGAAUCACAUACAAUGGAGACAACAUCACCAGCCUGGUCCGCAGAAAGAAGGUGGACACCACUACCUUUCGUAACCUGACAUUCUUCUGUGCUGAGUCCAACUCCUUCCCCGUCUUCUUCAACUCCACGUCCUUCCUGCGGUUGCUGGGUCAGAGUGACAGCGACACUCUAUCAGUCAGUUUGUCUUUUAGGACUUGGAAUCCCAAUGGACUGCUGAUGUUCACAGCACUGGCUGAUGGCUGGGUGGAGGUGGGACUGACAGAGGGCAAGGUCACUGUCUACAUGAAUGUGACACAGAAGAAAAACACACGUAUUGACGUCUCAUCAGGUUCAGGUCUGAAUGAUGGCCAGUGGCAUAGUGUCCAUCUCAAUGCAUUGGAAAACUAUGCUAUGUUGACAGUUGAUGGAGACGAGGCAUCCACAGUCAGGACAGCUAUCCCCAUCCAGAUCCAGACUGGAGGAACUUACUAUUUUGGAGGUUAUUUUCUACACACUAAUGCACGAUCACUUCAGCGGUCCUUCCAAGGCUGCAUGCAGAUGAUCCACAUCGAUGAUCAUUUGGCCGACCUUAGGGCUGUGGAGCAGGGGCUCAUUGGAACCUUUGAAAAUGUCAGCCUGGAUAUGUGUGCCAUUAUAGACAGGUGUGUUCCUAACCACUGUGAGCAUGGUGGUCGUUGCUCUCAAACAUGGGACACAUUCAACUGCAACUGUAGCGGCACUGGCUACACUGGAGCUACAUGCCAUACCUCACUGUAUCAGCAAUCCUGUGUGGAGUAUAAGCACCAGGGGAAGAGUUCAGGAAGCUACUGGAUCGACCCAGAUGGUAGUGGCUCUAUCGCCCCCUUCAGAGUCAAUUGUGAAAUGGCAGAGGAAAGAGUUUGGACCACACUGAGAAACAACCUGUCUCCUCAGACAGCAAUCUCCAAGGCAGACCAGGAAGGGAAAGCAGUGCUGCAGAUUACUUAUAAUGUGACUGAUGAACAGGUGUUGUCAAUUACCAGCAGCGCAGUGAGCUGUGAACAGUAUGUAGCCUAUGCGUGCCGAAUGUCUCGUCUUCUCAACAGUCCAGAUGGCAACCCAUUUACCUGGUGGGUAGGAAGAGCCAAUGAGAGGCAUUUCUACUGGGGAGGUUCAGGACCAGGGAUACAGAAGUGUUCCUGUGGUAUUGAACACAACUGUACUGACCCCAAACACUACUGUAACUGUGACGCUGAUCUGCGUACCUGGAGAGAGGAUGCAGGCCUAUUGGUCUACAAAGACCAUUUGCCAGUCAAUCAGGUUGUGAUUGGUGAUACAAGAAGAGCUGGAUCUGAAGCCAAGCUUACAAUAGGGCCACUCAAAUGCCAGGGUGAUCGUAACUACUGGAACGCAGCCUCGUUCACCAGCCCUGCCUCCUUCCUCCAUUUCCCUUCCUACACAGGAGAAACAGGCACUGACAUCUCCUUCUAUUUUAAGACAUCCUCCACUCAUGGAGUCUUUCUGGAAAACCUGGGAAGCGCUAGUGCCAUUCACAUCGAACUCAGAGGAGGCUCAGUGAUCUUGUUCUCUUUUGAUGUGGGCAGUGAGCGGGUGGAGCUCAGUGUCCACUCGCCAGUGCCGCUAAACGAUGACCAGUGGCAUCGUGUGGAGGCUGAGAAAAACAUCAAGGAGGCAGUACUGCAGCUUAAUGGAAAAUACAGAGAGAUCAGACCCACUCCCCCACAAGGACAUGCAAAACAGGAGUUCUAUAGUGAUCUAUAUGUUGGUGCUUCGAGUGGUCAGAGGGGCUUCCUUGGCUGCAUGCGCGCUCUGAAAAUUAAUGGUAUGACCUUUGACCUGGAGGAGAGGGCAAAGAUCACUUCAGGGGUGAAUCCAGGCUGCCAGGGCCACUGCAGCAGCUAUGGCAUGCACUGCAGGAAUGGAGGGAAGUGUGUGGAGCAGUACAAUGGAUACUCUUGUGACUGCUCACUCACUGCAUACGAUGGACCCUUCUGCACUGAUGAUGUAGGUGGCUAUUUUGAGACAGGAACCCUGGUGCGUUAUGACUUCCUGCCAGAGUUAGGACCUUUUGCUCUGCAGGAGAUGAAGAGCCUGUCAGUUGUUGGUAUUCCAAGUGAGGCCAACCUGACUAAGGAGGAGCUGGUGUUCAGCUUUAGCACGUACAGUGCUCCCAGCAUCCUGGUCUAUAUCAGUUCCAGGACGCAAGACUAUGUGGCUGUUGUGCUCAGACACAAUGGUACUCUUCAAAUCCGUUACCGUCUUGGAGGGCUAACAGAACCUUACACCAUAGAUAUUGACCAUCGUAACAUGGCCAACGGACAGCCACACUCUGUCAACAUAACUAGGAACCUGAGGGAGAUUCAACUGCAGUUGGACCACUACCCAGUGUCCACAUAUACCCUGCCUGAGGCCUCAGACACCGAGUUCAACUUGGUGAAAAGCAUUUUUCUCGGAAAGGUAUUUGAAACAGGACAGAUUGAUCCCAUCCUAAUUGAGCGCUACAACACGCCUGGUUUUGUUGGCUGCCUGUCGAAAGUUCAGCUUAACAGUGUGGCGCCACUAAAAGCUGCACUGCGCUCUGGCAUGACAGCACCUGUCAGUACCCAUGGAAUAUUAGUUCCAUCCAACUGUGGGGCCUCACCCCUGACUAUCUCCCCCAUGGCCUCCGCUAGUGACCCGUGGCACAUAGAAGCAGCUGGAGCUGUUUUCCCCUUCAGUGAGGACAAGGCCAUUGGUGAUGGUGUGGAUCGCAACUCUGCCAUAAUUGGAGGCAUCAUCUCCACUGUGAUCUUCACUGUCCUUUGCAUCAUGGUGUUUGUGAUCCGUCAUAUGUUUCGUCAUAAAGGCUCCUACCAUACUAAUGAGGCCAAGGGAGCGGAGUCAGCAGACUGUGCCGACGCAGCGAUCAUUGUGAAUGACCCAGCCUUCACUGAAACUAUAGAUGAGAGCAAGAAGGAGUGGUUCAUCUGAACCCUCAAUGACAUGUACAUGUGACAUUAGGAUGUAUGUAGUUUUCUCAGCAUAGGAAGUAGUAACGAAGUAAUGAGACCACCUGUGGAAUGUCGAAGAUGUGCCUCGUGGUAAAUGUACAAACCUUAUGGACAAUGGACAUCAUGACAUUACAGCAUGGGUAUCAAAGCACAGGGUGUAGCGCUCAUGUGGAGAAGUGGAACAGUUUAUGUUAACUUUAUUUACAGUGGACAGUGUAUCACAGUGAUAGCCUUCAGACGAUGUGCCAUACAGUUACAGGCAUUGAGUAACUGUGUUCAUUGGCUUUUAUUUUUGGCUUUUUUCUAUAUCAUUCUGAUAUUCACUCAACUUAUGUAAUUUAUUUAUGCAUAUGUAUGUAAUAUAUUUUUUAAUACAAGUUUAAUUUAUGUAGGUUUUAUUUUCAUAACUUAAUAUCUUUAUGUCUGUGUGAUGUGCAGCUAUUUCACCUUAGAAAAUAAUGUCAUUGAUGGUAAUGUAUAGUUUGUGCUGCAAUGCUCAUAAAUUCCAGUUUUUGUUUCUUGGUUGUUAUUUUUUUUUAACUGGCACAGUUCAUCAUUUACCUUCCUUUAUAUUUAAGUAAAGCUUCAUAAUUUUACACUUAAGAAUGAAAACAUUUGCGUGUGGGCAUGUGUGUAUACUGACUGGCUUGCUUGUCUGCAAAGAGGAUGUCGUCAUGACUUUGCAUCAUUUGGACUAAGACAUAGGAACAAAAGGAAAAAACGCACUUGCACCUACAUAAUUAUCAGUGUCUCUUAAUGACUUGUGAGCACAGUUGUUGUUGUUUUACUGUUUUGCUGCCUGAAGACUUCUGGGAUGAGUUCAAAAUUUUGAAGCUAGAACUAGAUCUGGCAAUCACAAGAGCUUGUCUCAGGUUGUUCCUUGUUAUCAAUACCUGAACAUCAUAUUGCAAAAGCAUUUAUCUAACAGUGAUAACAAAUGAAAAAAAAAGGUUUCUUAAUGUCACUGCUAUUUGAGAAACAUAACAUUUUGGAAAUCUUUGUAUGUACAAUUGGACCCAGAGUCAGACAAUAUUAAAUUUAUCCUGGUGCAUCUAGGAGAGAGACAAGUGGGCAAGGAUUGUAGCAUAGUUUAGUACAAGGAUUGUAAGUGGGGGGAGACUUCGAACCUAGCUCUGUCACAAAUGAACCAAUACACCUUUCAGCACCUAACUGACAUAGUCACUAUAGUUAGCUGAGCGCCACAGUAGCGUCAAUAUAGAUACCCACAUGAAGACUAAAUAUGUUUCAAACUAUCUUCAUCUCUAACUGCACAUCCGACCAUAAUGAUUUGUUUAGUUUUUCCAAUGUCUAUGCAAAAUAAAAUGUGUGAAACAGCACGAAGGUGUUGGUACAAGGGCUGUAGGUAGGUCUAGAGUAAGACUAGUCCUUGAUCAAAGUGGUUUUGAGAUCAAUUCAAGGCUGAUCACAAAGGAAUGGCAAAAAAACACUGUUGUCUUCCUGCUGUUUUUUAUGUAAGUCAGAUGUAGAAUAUUAUCACUCCCCUCAUCACUUCAGAAAAGUUAAAACUAACAGAAACAGAAAACAACUCCAAGGAACAACUCUGAGCAAAGAAACUAAAUCUUGGAAACAAAAUAUUGGGGAUAUUUUUUGCAGUGUCAAAAAAUAAAAAUAAAAGUAUGAUAUUUUGGUUGUUCUGCAGGAAAAACACAAUUUGGAAAUAAUCAUUACCUAAAGCCAUGAACAGUCUCUUCUUUCUGCUAGGAUAGAAGCCAACCUCACUGGCCAGAAAAAAAGCAAACUGGUGGUCAUCUAGAAACCAAAGACCAGGUGAGACAAGAAGCCAUGACUGAGACUAGUCCGAGUCAACAUGUCCGGAAGACAAUUAUGGCAAAGAAACAUUGGCUUAGUUAAGCCAAUGUUUCUUUGGUUGUCUGUCAGCAAAAUUACAAAAAAAAAAAAACUACCAGGCCAAGUUUCAGGCAACUUGAUGGAAAGGUGGAACACGAGGUAAGAAAGAACCCAUUAAAUUUUAAAAGAGACCCAGAUCAGUAUUUUAGAUUGCAAGGUGGGGCGUUGUUCUCAGGGAGGGACUGUGUUCUCCUAAUCCACUUGUAGUUUCACUUGUGAUGGAACUAGGCUACAGUGUCCCACUGCUCCUGGUAGGGCUUGCCUAUUUGGCUAAACACAUUAUGGAACUCUGUCUCUAGAAGAUGAAACAUGAAAUUACUUGAGUCAGAGUAGAAAGCAAUACUUAGCAUCUCAACUGUUAAUGUGCAGAAUAUCAAGCAGAGCAGGCAACUCACUGCUUACUCGCUUGGUUUAUCUUUCCUCUAAAGGGUGAUUAGUCACUGUAUUGGCAGCAUGGCAUAAUCUAUAAUCCUGCUCACUGAGAAAGUUUUUCUGAUUUCUAUUUAAUAUAGUAUUUUAGAUAUAUUUGUAAGUGUGCCUGAUAUUGUUUUUUUUUUUUCGUGAGUUUCUUGUCCCUUCUCCGGCUGAGUGAAUUUGAGGUUGGCAUAUUAGAAUAGGUGUGGUCAUGUUGAUGCAAGCUACUUCCUGAUAGGGCACAUCUACACUAACUAUUGACUCACUUAUUACCAGAUGGACUGAAAGGGCUCUUCAGGACCCCUCUAGUACCUCUCUUUUAAAAACCUUAACCUUCAAAAGUCUUUGAAAUUCAUGAAGUAAGGUGGUGUUUCUACAAAAGAAUGCUUGUUAGCUACAUAGUACACUAUGGCUUAAGACCUGACAACCUUUGAUUGUAUUGCAUCUGUAUUCAUUGGACUGCCCUGUGGUGUAAUGGCAUGCUGUUUGACACUGAAUAACACACACUUUUGUGUUUCAUAAGCCACAGUAGCAUCACAUUGCUUUUUCUGUAUGUUAGACUAUAUGUAAAACUUUUUCAAACUGUUGCUUUGAUAGCAGGUUCUGGAUUCUUUGUGGUUUUCUCAUUGUCUUGAAAAAAUGGAUGCUUCCACUUGGAAAGACCACUAAAAUAUGAGUACAAAUCUUGUACUGGCUCGUUUUUUAAAUUUAUGCGUUAUUUUACUUAAUACGUCUUGAUCGAGUUCUAGGUGAGGGGCCCUAAGUUUUGAUAAGAAAGUCACUGUAUACUUUAGCAAAGUUAUAUGAAAAUGUGUUGUUUGAAUAUUUUGCCCAGAUGUUAAAUUUGCAAUUAUAGCUCAUUUGAAAAUCUUUGUCUCUCUCAUCCAGACUGGAAAGCUCAGAAACCAGUUUUCUUUGUUGUUGUAUAUCCUCCACCUGCUCCUUACUCUGAGUUUUUAAUCCCAAUUCUCAGACUUUUUAUCUGACUAAGUCCUCAGUUCAGAUAAAGUGAUUAUUGUGGGUGACUUUAACAUUCAUGUUGGCAUUGAAGUGACAGCCUUACAACUGCAUUUAAUCCAUUAUUAGAUUCAAUUAGCUUUUCUCAACAUGUAAAUAAACUGACUCACAGUUUUAAUCACA
Messenger RNA from Amphiprion ocellaris (clown anemonefish), 7753 nucleotides. Its product is annotated as contactin-associated protein-like 2. The record is from RefSeq and is a predicted model, not a curated record. NCBI's taxonomy places the organism in Eukaryota, Metazoa, Chordata, Actinopteri, Pomacentridae. The transcript has 25 exons. The coding region runs from base 363 to 4310 and encodes 1315 amino acids.